AUGUCUUCGGCUAAAAUUCGCGACUCCGCGCUAAAUGCUAUCAAACGCUAUUUGCAAUCUAGCAAAGUGGAUGCUCUGUCGGUGGACACUGAGGUAAUAACUACUUACCUCCAAUUGUUGGAGGAGCAAUGGAUUCGGUUUGGCGUAGCACAACAAGAGGUGGAACUUACAUGUGGUGACGAGAACGUUUCUAUGGAGGAGCAGGCACGCAUACAAGGUGAGGAGUGGUACAGCACCGCUAAAGCUAACUUGAAACGCCUGUGCGUAACUCAAAGGCAGCAGACAUUGCAAACUACCGUUCCUGACACAACUGCUCCUGUACCGCUUCCAAAGCUACAGUUGCCGUCAUUUAGUGGUGAUCCCACUCAAUGGCUUCCUUUUCAUGAUGCUUUUUGCUCACUCAUUCAUACGAAUGUCAAUUUGUCGGACGGACAAAAAUUACACUAUUUACGAAACUGUUUGAGUGGGGAAGCAUUCGAUUUGGUGAGUAGCUUAGCAGUAUGUGAUAGCAAUUACGCUGAAGCUUGGGACUUAUUGACCGCGAGGUAUAAGGUCAUGCGUGUCAUGGUGGACAGCCACAUCAAAGCACUCAUGGCAAUUGGAAAUGCAGCCAAGGAUACUGCUAAGGGAAUAAAGCAAGUGCUUAAUUCCAUACUUCAACACGUUGGCGCUCUACGUGCACUCCAACGACCAGUCGAAUUCUGGGAUGACUGGCUCGUUCACUUAACCGUUUCAAAGUUAGCACACGAAACCCGCAAGCAAUGGGAGUUAUCGCUCGUCAUGGAUGAUCUACCAUCUUUCUCCGUUCUUCGAGAAUUUCUUGAAAACCGCGCACGCUCACUGGAGAUGGUACCAUUACUCAACACUACCGCAAAGACAACAACAACAACAAAGAAUGUUUUCCAUACGGCAUUUACAGAGCCAGAAGUAAAUAUCGCUACAUCAACCGCUACUAAGGGCCCGCAUUGUUCUUAUUGCAAUCGUGAUCAUAAAAUCUACGUCUGCUCACAGUUCAGCCAACUCGACUCCAAGGAUAAACUAACUGCUAUUAAGAAAUUAGGUGCAUGUAUAAAUUGUCUCAGCAAAGGGCAUAUCCUCGCUAACUGUCACAGCACAUCGUCGUGUCGUAUAUGCCAACGACGUCAUCAUACCUUACUUCACGAAAACUUUACCAAUCAACCGGCAACGCUCAAUGCUCUUUCAAAUGAACAACGUUUAAAUGUAACCGCACACUACGCCGCUAAUCGCGUCAUUCUACUAGCAACCGCUGAAAUUAUGGUACAAGACUAUACCGGUCGUUGGCAACCCGCUCGCGCACUUCUUGACAACGGUUCACAUGCCUCAUUCGUCACCGAGGCGUGUGUACAACGCCUUCGUCUUCCCAGAACGCUGUCAUCCGUUCACGUCACUGGGAUCGGGUCACUACAAGGAGGCCGCGCAAAGGGAGAAGUUACACUCUCCAUAUCAACACGAACGCUUGAUACUAAAUUUCAAGUAAGUACGCUCAUCUUACCGAAAAUUACUAACGAUCUUCCAACCUCCGCUUUACCGACGACUUCUUGGCCGCAUCUUACGGAUUUGCCACUAGCCGACCGCUAUUAUUCCCAGCCCGGACCAAUAGACAUUUUAAUUGGAAUGGAUGAGAUGGACAAGUUUCUACUACACGGACUCCGUAAGGGUGAACGGGGUACACCAAUGGCACAAAAUACUGUAUUCGGAUGGGUACUGUCUGGCAACGCUGCCAAUUUACAAAGCCCACCGGUGAACAUUUCGACUCUAUAUUCCGACCUUCAUUUGACUCAACUCAUCCACAAGUUUUGGGAGCUCGAAGAACUACCCGCCCGCAAAUUCCUCUCACCUGAAGAAUCUAUGUGUGAGAAACUAUACGACGAUACGACCGAACGUGCAUCGGAUGGUCGCUACAUCGUGCGUUUACCUUUGAAGAAAAACGUAUUGAUUGGUGAAUCAAGAGAAGCAGCUAUUCGAGCAUUACUCCGCAUGGAAAGAAGGUUUACAGCUAACGAACAACUUCGCAAAGAGUAUACUAUGUUUAUGGAUGAACUCACCUCUAUGGGACACAUGGAACCAGCUGAGACGACAACAGAUAAACUGUACUAUAUGCCACAUCAUGCGGUGGUAAAGACCACAAGUCAAACAACAAAACUUCGAGUCGUUUUCAACGCAUCUAUGAAGUCAACCUCUGGGAAUUCUUUAAACGAUGCCCUCAUGUUAGGCCCACAGCUGCAACAAGAUCUAUUUUCCAUUUUGGUUCGCUUUCGCACUCACCGUUUCGGAAUAAUAGCCGAUAUCGAAAAGAUGUACCGCCAAGUUUAUGUCGCUAAAGAGGACACAGAUUAUCAACGCAUAGUUUGGCGUUCGAAUCCAGCAGAUCCAGUUCGUGAUUAUCGUCUUUUAAGGGUCACGUAUGGAGUCGCCUCAGCAUCACAUCUUGCUGUUAAGUCACUACAUCGAGCCGCACUUAACGCGUCAAACGCAAGCAAGGAUGUCAUUGAAGUUAUAAUGUCGGACUUUUAUAUGGAUGACUUACUAUCUGGUGCUGAUACAUUUGAUGAACUCGCUUUACUUCAAAAAAACGUCUCCCAUGCGCUCUCUGAAAGUGGGUUCGAGCUACGCAAAUGGGGUACUAAUUCUCAAAUGCUUAGAGAUAUGAUACCACACGCAUCUAAACAAAUUUCGCAUCUCUUAGCCGAUGGAGACCAAAUCCGCACUCUUGGUACCAUAUGGCACACCAACAACGAUUGGCUUUCUAUAGCAGUGAGUUUUAGCGACCUGCCUCCUAAACUUACAAAACGAACGUUUCUCUCCGACUCAAGUAAGGUAUUCGAUCCACUAGGUUUGAUCGCGCCUUGUACAAUCCGCUCUAAGAUUUGGCUACAGAAACUUUGGCGCUCAAAUGUGGAUUGGGAUGAACCAGUUCCUUCAGAAAUUGCGAGAGACUGGUUGGCACAUCGUCGUGAAUUACAGCAACUAUCGGCAUUAAAACUAAGCCGCUGGUUAGGAACUAGCAAAACUUCUGACUCUCAGUAUCACAUUUUUACCGACGCAUCAGAAGUCGCAUACGCAGCCGCACUUUACUGUCGCACACAAUUUCCGGACGGAACGAUUAAGGUCGUACUAGUAGCAGCGAAAACAAGAGUAGCGCCUCUGAAAACUAUUUCGUUACCACGACUCGAGCUUUGCGCAGCUCAUUUGGGAGCAAAGCUGGUGAAGCAAGUUCAAUCGAAUCUGAACCACACUUUCUCAAAAUUAUACGCAUGGACGGACUCAAUGAUUACCUUAGCGUGGUUACAAGGCAACCCUAGCCGUUGGUCAGUAUUCGUGGCCAAUCGCGUCGCUGCAGUACAAGAUAUUCUACCAGCAACCCACUGGAGGCACGUUGCGUCAGAGCACAAUCCCGCCGAUUGCGCUUCAAGGGGCAUAUUACCAUCGCAGCUUCUCAAACAUCAACUUUGGUGGCAUGGUCCGCAAUGGCUACACGAGAACAACAGUAACUGGCCGAUUUCCGCAGAAUCACACACUACAGAUCUCGAGCUAAAAUCUAGCAAGGCUGUAACACUGCUAACGCAAACUACUGAUGUUUGGGAUUUUUUGACGAAGUAUCAUUCAUUCAGCAAACUUAAACGCAUCACCGCUUAUUUAUUACGCUUCAUCAAUAACGCAAGGGCUAGCGCCGGGAUACGAAAAACCGGCGGCUUGUCUUGCGUUGAAAUUCAAAACGCUGAAAUAGCAUUGAGAAAAUAA
This is a messenger RNA of Bactrocera dorsalis (oriental fruit fly), 3762 nucleotides long. RefSeq lists its product as uncharacterized. NCBI's taxonomy places the organism in Eukaryota, Metazoa, Arthropoda, Insecta, Diptera, Tephritidae. The transcript is spliced from 2 exons. The coding region runs from base 1 to 3762 and encodes 1253 amino acids. The record is from RefSeq and is a predicted model, not a curated record.